UACAAGGAGAGAGAAGACUCGGCAGUUGGCAGCAGUAACCGAAGAAUACAAUCGUGAGGUUUGGAAGUCUCUAAACCUGGUCAAAAUCUUUCUGACUUUGUAAAUGGUCGCUUGAUAAGUUUGCAAGUAGUUGGCAAAUGUCACCGCGAACGUAAAACAAAGUUAAGAAAAUAGCUGUACUUCAGCCAUUGAAUUUCUUGCAUAAUUUUGUGGCGCCAGUUUCUAGCUAGAGCUAACGUAGCUAGUGCUAGAUAGUUUACAUUGACGAAUAGCAUUACCAUGAGCAGAAACAUCCAUAUUCCAGACGGUUUUAGGGAGUUAUUGCAAGAAUUUACUGUUGCAGUCAUCAGAAAUCAACCGAGGGAUCUCUGCGACUUCGCCUCGCAGUAUUUCACCGACCUGAGAAGGAAAGAAAAAGAAGAAAAGGGACAGGCGUUGAAGUCCAACAUUGAAGCAAUGAUGUAUGGCUCAGAUGGAGAGGAAAACGACGAGGAUGAAUUUGUUGCCCCCGUCAUCAACAGAUUUAACAGGCGAAAAUCAGCCGUAUCUGCUGAGCCAUACGACCCGGACAAUGAGGGGGCGGACAGGGACCCCGCGGUAAUUCACCCAAAAACAGAUGAACAGAGGAACAGGCUCUCCGAGGCCUGCAAAAACAUUGUUCUCUUUAAGAAUUUGGAGCUGGAAGACCUGUCUAAAGUGCUGGACGCCAUGUUUGAGAAGCCUGUGGCUGUAGAUGAGCAUGUUAUUGAGCAGAAUGAUGAUGGUGACAACUUCUAUGUAAUUGAGAGUGGGAUCUUUGAUGUGUACGUGACGGACAGCGGAGAAACGCGCAAGGUGUUCACCUAUGAGAACCAGGGCAGCUUCGGGGAGUUGGCCUUGAUGUACAACACUCCUCGGGCCACCACCAUCGUUGCCAGGACGCUUGGCUCUCUCUGGUGCCUGGACAGGGUGACCUUCAGACGGAUUGUUGUGAAUAAUAACGCUAAGAAGAGGAGUAUGUACGACGCUUUCAUCAAGACUGUCCCUCUGCUGUCAUCCUUGGAGACAUAUGAGCGGAUGAAGGUGGUAGAUGUACUCACCGCACGACAGUACAAAGACGGAGAGAGAAUCAUUGGCGAGGGAGAGAGUGCAGACUGUUUCUACAUUGUGGAGUCUGGGGAGGUCAGGGUUACAGUCAAGAGAACUAUAGAGGAUGGCAAGACGGAGGAGGUGCUGAUCUCCACAUGCAGAGUGGGCCAGUACUUCGGAGAGCUGGCGCUGGUCACCAACAAACCGCGAGCCGCCUCCGUCUACGCAGUCGGAGACGUCAGGUGCUUAGUGAUGGACGUGCUGGCCUUCGAGCGACUGCUGGGGCCGUGCAUGGAGAUCAUGAAGAGGAACAUCUCCAACUACGAGCAGCAGAUGGCCGCUGUUCUGGAAGACCUCAACAGCAGCACCUCCACCAAUGAAACCGAGCCCACAGCAUGAGAGGAGAGGAUCCACCACCCCCUCCCCUCCCCUCCCUGGCCAGGUCUGGUCAUCAGCCCACGACCACCAAACUGGCUGCUUUUCACUGGAAGCUGGAAGUGAAAAGCAAAAGUGGUUUCAUGUCCUAGCAACAGCCAAAUGUCACCACUGUCUGUCUGUUUGCUUGCCCUUUCUACAACAGUCGCCUUAUUAUAUUCCGUCUUGGUCACGGUGCAAGAUUUAAGAAAAUAAUAAAAUAAAAAUAAAAAUUCAAAGGCGGCUUGUGGCUGGAGAAGGCCAGGGGGCAGGUACUUGAGAUUGUUUCCUUUUGUUAAAAAAGCAGCCAUUUCCAAAAAGCAAUUUGUGUAACAUCCUUUAUAAGACAAAUGACUUCUCCACAAAAACAAUACAUAUGUGUUUUUAGUUCGUAUUGUUUUAAAUAGAAUUUUGUUCUUUGAUCUGCAGUCUGCAGGUGCAAAAUAUUUUUGUUAAAGAUCAAAUUUUAUUUUCUUGUGCAUGACUGUCGUCAGAAGGCAAUGCUUUUACAUGUUAACUUAAGGUGUUAAUGAUUUUUUUUAUUGUCAUUAUUUAAAUCAUUUGUUUGCUUCAUUGUUUUUCAGAGGCAAUUAAAGUGUGAUACGAGUCCAUCUAUUUGUUGGCUGCCGUAUGAAAAUAAUCUACAUGAAUAUUAAACCACUCUUAAUCUCACCAAAUAUAUUUAAUGUUUAAAAGUAUAGCAUGAUUAAUAUUAGUGAAACUGUAUUACUUUGUCAUAAUUCACAAGAAAUAAAUGUCAUGGUCCUUUUAAA
Engraulis encrasicolus (European anchovy) is the source of this 2255-nucleotide messenger RNA. RefSeq names its product cAMP-dependent protein kinase type II-alpha regulatory subunit-like. Bases 280 to 1467 code for a protein of 395 amino acids. Gene Ontology annotation, molecular function: cAMP binding; cAMP-dependent protein kinase inhibitor activity; protein kinase A catalytic subunit binding. Gene Ontology annotation, cellular component: cAMP-dependent protein kinase complex. Lineage: Eukaryota; Metazoa; Chordata; Actinopteri; Clupeiformes; Engraulidae. The transcript has 11 exons. Gene Ontology annotation, biological process: negative regulation of cAMP-dependent protein kinase activity. The record is from RefSeq and is a predicted model, not a curated record.